Molecule: messenger RNA, 816 nt
Organism: Lycium ferocissimum
Lineage: Eukaryota; Viridiplantae; Streptophyta; Magnoliopsida; Solanales; Solanaceae
Exons: 1
Coding region: 1-816 (271 amino acids)
Source: RefSeq, a predicted model, not a curated record
AUGAUCACAGAUGGCCCUAGGAUUAAUCAUCUUGCAUACGCAGAUGACAUAAUCCUAUUCACUUCCUGGGACAAUUAUUCUCUUAAAACCAUUAUGAGACAGUUAAGGAAGUAUGAAGAGGUAUCUGGCCAGAAGAUCAACAAAGCUAAGAGUAUGUUUCUAACUGCUUCUCAUGCAGCUUCUGGCACAAUAAGCAGGGUGAAAAGGAUUACAGGAUUUCAAGAAGGGAAUUUUCCUUUUACCUACCUAGGGUGUCCCAUCUACACUGGAAGAAAGAGAAUUUCUCAUUAUGCUGAAAUAUCUUCAAAGAUUGUUAAAAGGAUAGCAGGUUGGCAGGGUAACUUAUUAUCUCCCGGAGGUAAAGCAGUUAUCAUUCAACAGGUCCUACAAUCUCAAACUAUACAUAUACUUGCUACUGUUUCCCCUCCCAAAAUUAUGCUCAAACAAUUGGAGAAAUACUUUGCAAAUUUUUUUUUAGGCCAAAGUGAGGGGAAGAAUAAGUAUCAUUGGGGUGGUUGGAAAAAUCUGUGUUAUCCAAAGGAUGAAGAAGGACUUGGAUUCAAAUCUCUGACUGAUAUUCAGAGUUCCUUUAUUAUCAAAAGAUGGUGGAGAUUCAGAACUCAAAAGAGCUUAUGGGCAGAUUAUCUAAAGGCCAAAUAUUGCAUUAGAGUUAAUUCAGUGGCUAGAAAUUGGAGCUCUGGACAAUCACAAAGUUGGAAGGAGCUAUUAGCUUGCAGAGAAAUUGUUGAACCUCACAUGCUAUGGAAAAUAAAUAGUGGCACAUCCCUAUUUAUUGGACAGGACUUGGGCCUUUAG